This is a messenger RNA of Hermetia illucens (black soldier fly), 2891 nucleotides long. Its product is annotated as TBC1 domain family member 31. Lineage: Eukaryota; Metazoa; Arthropoda; Insecta; Diptera; Stratiomyidae. The coding region runs from base 110 to 2809 and encodes 899 amino acids. The transcript has 8 exons. Gene Ontology annotation, cellular component: centrosome. The record is from RefSeq and is a predicted model, not a curated record. Gene Ontology annotation, molecular function: protein binding.
CUUUCAGCUUGUUUGGUAUAUUACAUGAGUUUCCUUUCAGUUUUCUUGAAGUUAGUGAUUGUUACUGAGAAAGAUUCUGGUAAAACCCGGAAAUUUUGGUGGAAGUGCGAUGGAAACGGUUGAUUGUUCCGCGGGCGGCUCUGCUCCCCAAUUAGAGGCUCCUUUCAAAUUUAAAAAGGAAAAGGACGGCACUUUAUUAGCGAUAUGCAACACUGUGGAAGAAAACUCAAAGCUGAUACGAAUUCGAUUCGUAAAAUGUUUCUUCAGUAUCAAUAACAGCUAUUUUGGUGCUUUCGAUCAUCGCGACAAUAUUUUUAUUUUCGAUCUGACACGAAGAAGCUUUUGGAAAUUCGGGCAAAAAAUAUCUUAUUGUUCUGUGAUAGAAAACAUCCCCGGGCAGCCAUUAGAUUAUAUCGCCGGAACAAAGGACGGACAACUGUUGGUGUUCAAUAUCCGAAAGCCAUGCAUACUAAAACGACAAGGCAUAUCGAAACAUCCAAUUGAGGGAGUCUCAUUCAAUUUCAGACAGAAAUCUGAACCCUUGUUCCUCGUGUACUCCGCACAUGAAAUGGUUCUCUUUGGAUUGGAGACGUUUGAGAAAAAAGGUCAAUGGAAAUACAAUGAGAAUAAAGUCUCAAUUAAGUAUGCUUCGAUGAUUCCUAAUUCGGAAAGAUUCUUUGCCUGCUUCAGCAAUGACAAUAUUUAUGUUUGGUCAGAGCAUUCACACGAUGCCAUUCGCGUUGUUAGUCCUCUUCGAUUGAAAAGUCAUUAUAAAAAGGACGAUAUUCUUAAUGUUAUGUUAUCGGGGAAGGAGUCUGGCGAGAGUAGCACACAUUUAGUUGAUAUGACAAGUGAUAUUGGUCAUGAUAUGAUUCGCGGGUGUAAAUUAUCCAUGGAUGGCAAACUGAUUUGUCUAACUACUGGUGAUAGCAUCAUACUCCUCUCUACCUCAGAUUUUGAGAUUAAUAAAAUUAUUCGGACAAACGGCUUUUCAUGUAGAGCGGCAGAAGUAGUUCCUCAAUCUUCAAACAAUAUCCUUUACGCAUUAACGACUAGAAACCAAGUUUUACUUAUAAAUAUUGAUAAAUCGAAUAUAAAAGUGAUGAUGCAAACAAGCAAUGUAUACCGUAUGUCGUUAUCGAGGAAUGGAAAGCUCCUUGGAAUUGUGUUCAAGACAGGGGAGGUGAAAUUAGUACGAACUUCAGUUGGGAUAUCAACACUAAAUCAAGUGGCUGUCUGCGCCCAGGAAAUUAGAAAACCAACGAUUUCAGCCAAAACGGUCGUUUCCAAUUUCCAGUCCGAAAUGCAACAACUUCUACCUCAAAGUCGUCUAGCAAGUAUCUUGAAGGAAUUUGGUGAAUAUCCGGAAAAGCAUCGGCAUCUCAUAUGGUGUACGCUCCUCAAAUUGCCAAACAACAAGAAAGCUUUCACAGAACUCCUUCGUCGUGGGCUACAUCCCGCAGUUGAGUUCUACCAUAAGAUUUAUCCGCUUAAAGAUGCAUCUAUUCUACGGAGUUUGAAACGAACAAUGUCGUGUUUAAUUCAUUGGUGCAAUGCUUUUUUAUAUUCCCGCUUUUUGCCUGAUUUCAUAUUUCCUUUUCUGAAAAUAUUUCCCAACAGUCCAAUGUUGACUUUUGAGUUGCUUAUAAGCAUUUUGCUGAACCAUGGCCAGUUGUGGUUUGAGUUUUCUCCAAUGGAACCUUUGAAUUACUUGGGUAUUGUCGAAAAUAUCCUUACUGAGUUCUGCCCAAAUCUCGCACAGUUUUACAGAGAAAAGGAUAUCGGGGCAAAAAUCUAUGCAUGGCCACUACUGUCAACAGCUUUUUCUCAAGUUUUAGAUGCCGGACAGUGGUAUCAACUCUGGGAUAAUAUCGUUUGCAAUAAACCUACGUUUUUGGUUUUUUGUGUUGUUGCUUACAACAUCUUACAGAAACCGACUAUCAUGUCCUUGAAGACCAACAGUUCUAUCGAAAGCUUCUUUUUUGAUCAAAAUGUAAUUAACGUGAAAAAGCUGGUGAAAUGCGCAACUGUUCUCAUGAACACAUGUCCUGAUUCUCUGCAUCCGAAACGGUAUAUGCAUGUGUAUGAACCAUUGCCAUUAGGAUUCUAUCCAAAGUUUGAGAACUAUCCCAAGCAAAUGACCCAAUUGAAGGACCAGGAAAUUGAAAAUCUUCGACAAGAAAAUGUGAAGCUCGAUAAACAACUGGGAGAGCUGGCGAAAGGCGAGAGUGAAUUGUUGCAACAGCUUGAGAAGAAAAUGAAGAAAGAUGUACACAGGAAAAGGAUGAAGGAUGUCGAAAAGUGUUAUAGCGAAGCUAUUGAACGGGAAACAGAGCGUAUCCGCUACCAACAAAAAAUGCUGCUCCUGUACAAAAGGCAGAUGCGUAGCCAGGAAAUGAAAAUAUUGGGAUUAAUGCAUAAGAGCACUGGCCAAGAGGAUUUAAAUUCACGCAUGGAGGACCUGGACUCGUUAAUGAAUCGAAUAGAGAGCAAUCGCUUGCAGCAAGAAAUGAAUAUGCUUUGUGCCGAGGACAAUCUGAACGAUAAAAAAUUAAAAUUAAUCACUCAAAAGCAACAACUGCAGCAAAAUACAAGAGAAAAUGAACCACUCCAUUCACGGUAUCGGAAUGCAAUUAAAGGAUUAUCUGCCGCGGAGGAUGAUUUAACAACAGAGUUGAAACGGAUUUCACAAAGCGGAACGGAUGAGCUCUCUGUUGCCCGAGAAAACACAGUAGAAAAGAUUAAUCGUUUCAAAGCAGAUUUGGGACAAAUUGAAGCUGCAUUCGUUCGCAGUGUUAAAAAGGAUUGAGAUGUGUGGGAUUAUGAUUUUUACACACCAACUUUAUUAAAUGUAUUCUCAUAUGUGCGAGUUACCUUUUUACAGUAGUAAA